Molecule: messenger RNA, 3579 nt
Organism: Erinaceus europaeus (western European hedgehog)
Lineage: Eukaryota; Metazoa; Chordata; Mammalia; Eulipotyphla; Erinaceidae
Gene: PMFBP1
Product: polyamine modulated factor 1 binding protein 1
Exons: 21
Coding region: 287-3325 (1012 amino acids)
Biological process (GO): spermatogenesis
Source: RefSeq, a predicted model, not a curated record
CUUUGAAAUUUGGGAGAUGUGACUGCAGUAUCAACUGGUUUUGCCCUAUGGGGGAUCUUGAGUCACACCACCAUUCCCAUGAUGUGUCUUUGUGCAUGAAGACUUAAGAGGGUAAAACAAUGCAGCACAUCAGAAUACAACAUUCCAAAUUCCAUGUCUCACCAGCAUUCUUUCUUCCUCUUGGCUUAUAUUAGGGGUGGGGGAUGUGGUUCACUACAAAGAAUGAGUAUUUUGAUAGCUUCUCAUUCUUGGAACUAUUCCGCAGGUUUAUAACAAAGCUCAGAAAAUGCUAAAGCUUAAAGGAGAAAUGAGAGGUGCCAAGGAAAUGAAAGAUGAGGUAGAGGAGAGAGAUAGAGAAGUGAGCAGCCUGAACAACAAACUCUUGAGCCUGCAACUUGACAUCAAGAAUCUACAUGAUGUCUGCAAGAGACAGGGGAAAACCCUGCAAGAGAAUCAGCUCUGUGCAGAGGAGCCGAUGAUGAACGACAACCACAAUAAAAAGCAAACAUUAGCAUUCAAGGAGUUACAGAUGGAGUUAGAGCCCACUAAACAGUGUCAUCUGAGACAACUCCAACAACUGAAGAAAAAAUUGCUGGCCCUUCAACAAGAACUGGAGUUUCGCACAGAGGAGUUGCAAACUUCUUACUGUUCCCUCCUGCAGUAUCAGUCCGUCUUACAGAAGCAGACUUCAGACCUGGUUCUUCUUCACCAUCACUGCAAAAUGAAAGAAGAUGAGGUAAUUCUGUAUGAAGAAGAAAUGGGAAAUCAUAAUGAGAAUGCAGGGGAGAAGCUCCAGUUGGCACAGGAGCAACUUGCCUUGGCUGGGGACAAGAUCGCCUCACUGGAAAGAAGCUUAAACCUCUAUAGGGAUAAAUACCAGACUUCCCUGAGCAACAUUGAGUUACUGGAGUGUCAAGUGAAGAUGUUAGAAGGAGAGCUCAGUGGGAUUGUGGCUCAGGAGCCUGAGAACAAGGGUGAUCAUUCAAAGGUGCGUUUAUACACUUCUACCUGUAUGAUUCAAGACCAUCAAGAGACUCUGAAACGACUGUCUGAAGUCUGGCAAAAGGUCUCAGAACAGGAUGACCUAGUCCAAGAACUUCGAAAUAAACUAGCCUGCAGUAACGCUUUGGUCCUAGAGCGUGAAGAGGCUUUGAUAAAAUUACGGGCAGACUUUGCUUCCUAUACAGCCACCCACAGACAUCCUCCUAGCUCCUCAGAAGAUUGUGAAGACAUCAAAACGAUACUAAAGCACUUGCAGGAGCAGAAAGACAGCCAGUGCCUGCACGUGGAGGAGUACCAGAACCUUGUGAAGGACCUGCGCAUGGAGCUAGAAACUGUGUCAGAACAGAAGAAAAACAUCAUGAAAGACAUGAUGAAAAUGGAGCUGGAUCUGCAUGGGCUGCGUGAGGAGACAACAGCCCACAUGGAAAGGAAGGAUAAGGAAGUCACCUUUCUGCAACGACGGCUGCAGGAGCUGCAGAUCCAGUUCACGGAGACCCAAAAGCUUGGUUUGAAGAAAGACAAGCUCCUCCAGGAGAAAGAUGAGAUGCUGCACCAACUAGAGAAGGAACUGGCACAUAUUCAGAACACCCUCAUGAAAAAGGAGAUGGAGUUGGAGAAGAAUCAACAAAUGACAACAGAUCUAGAAAACACUGUCCAGGAGGAAAAGCAGGAUAAGAGCAAGAUGGCAGAGUGUGAGAACCUAAAAGCUGAGGUCCAGAAGUUGAAGGAAUCUCUGGAGGAAGCCCAGCAGCAACAGAGGCUGGCUGCUCAGCAAGCAACCCAAUACAAAGAGGAGGCCACAUUGGCAAAAACUAACCUGGAGGAAGCCAGAAACAACCUUCAGAUAGAGAAAGAGAAGGCAAGUGUCAUCCCAGAUCUACAGAGAGAACUUAAGAAACUGCAGAAGGAUUUCUCAGUAGCUGAAGAGGAACUUCAAAACAGCAGGAAACGAGUUGAGGAGCUGUCUUCAGAACUCCGAGAGGCCCUGAUGAAUCUUGAGUUUUCAGAAAAGGAAAAGAAAAACCUUCAGAAGAACUUGACUGAGCAGGAUAUAAAGCUGAAUGAGCUACAAGAUCAAAUAAAACUCGUUCAGCAGCAGCACAGAGAGCAAGCAUCCGCCAUCAACAAACUAGAAUACGAGCUUCAGGAGGCAACAAGUUCACUAGAAAAGAAACAGGAACAGUUGAAAAAGAGCAAAGAGAAGGAGAAGAUGCUAGAAAAAGAGCUUGAAGAAGUCCAAGAAAGUGAGAAAAAGAAAGAAAAAAUGUUAAAGGAGAAUAUGAGGAUGGUGGAGGAGGAAAAUGAGAAAAUGAAAGCGCAGUUAACACAAACUUCAUCACAACUUGAUUCCUCCUUCUGUAAAAUCAACUCCUCCCAGCAAAUCAUCCAGGAUCUGAAUAAUGAGGUCACCUGUUUGAAGGAGGUCAUAGAGAAACUGCAAAUGCAGCUGGAUAAGGCUUUGCAGAGAGAGAGAGAAUGUCUCCAGAACUACAUCAGUAAAGAAGCCUAUGAGGAGUUAAGCCGGAAGUCAUCUGCCUGCCAGGACGAUCUGACUCAAGCUCUGGAGAAGCUCAAUCAUACGACUGCGGAGACAAAGACCCUGCACCGGAGCUUGGCACAGGCCCAAGAAAGGAAAGCCCAGCUGGAAUUAGAAAUCAUGGCUUAUGAGGACAGAAUGAAAAAACUCAAUACAGAAUUAAAGAAACUGCAAGGUUUCCACCAACAGAGUGAGAUGGAGGUGCACGCCUUUGACAAGAAACUGGAAGACAUGAGCAACCAGGUGCUCCAGUGGCAGAAGCAGCACCAGUGUGACCUCAAGAUGCUGGCCGCUAAAGAGGAGCAGCUCAGGGAGUUCCAGGAGGAGAUGAAUGCCCUGAAAGAGAGUCUCCUGGGAGAAGACAAGGAGUCCUGUUACAGAUCCCAGAGGCCUGUGUCCAAAGAUACCUGUAGAUUACACCGAGAGAAUGAUCAGAUUAUGUCCAACGUAGAGCAAUGGGCAAAAGAACAGAAGAUCGCCAAUGAGAAACUAGGAAACAAGCUCCGUGAACAAGUUAAAUAUAUCGCCAAGCUGACUGGGGAAAAAGACCACCUCCACAAUGUAAUGAUGCAUCUGCAACAGGAAAAUAAGAAGCUGAAGAAUGAGAUAGAAGAGAAGAAGUUGAAAAACGGGACCCCAAAGCUGUCCUCCAAAGCCUUGAGCUCACAACGGGGGAAAAUGUGUACCGCCAUGAGCUGGAGGGGAGCAGUGCCUGACAUGAACCAUCCAAUGGAUGUCAGCAAGUUUGUGGGGAUGUCCCAUUGCACAGGUUCCUCAUACUCCUAGAACCAGCAGCCUGGGUUGUGCAUCAUUUCCACGUGUGCUUUUCACAUGACAGUGAGUUCCUUCUCCUCUCUCUUCACCUGGAUCACCUCUUGUGGGAAUAUAUCAAGGUCUCAGCUUAUUUUGCAAGCUUCUGAAAAAAAAAAUUUUUUCUUUUUGUUUUUGUUUUGUCUACUCCUACAGUGGAGUGAGACUUGGAAGCUUACAACCAUCUCCCAAGCUUGGAAAUAAAGAUAUCAGCACAGAAGCCUCAGUAA